Molecule: messenger RNA, 2035 nt
Organism: Dama dama (fallow deer)
Lineage: Eukaryota; Metazoa; Chordata; Mammalia; Artiodactyla; Cervidae
Gene: CARD9
Product: caspase recruitment domain family member 9
Exons: 13
Coding region: 156-1868 (570 amino acids)
Biological process (GO): regulation of apoptotic process; positive regulation of canonical NF-kappaB signal transduction
Source: RefSeq, a predicted model, not a curated record
UCCCUCCUGCCUCUGGGGUGAGCCAGGCCCGUCAGGAAGUGCACCCUGGGCUCUCCCCCCAGCUCCACCCGCCUCCGUCCUGGCAGCUGGCACCUCCUACCCGGCACUGAAUCGGGUGGACGGGCGUGCAGGUGCCCCCCAGGAGGACCCGAGCCAUGUCCGACUACGAGAACGAGGACGCGUGCUGGAGCGCCCUGGAGGGCUUCCGGGUGAAGCUCAUCUCCAUCAUCGACCCCGCCCGCAUCACGCCCUACCUGCGCCAGUGCAAGGUAAUGAACCCCGACGACGAGGAGCAGGUGCUCAGCGACCCCAACCUGGUCACCCGCAAGCGGAAAGUGGGAGUGCUCCUGGACAUCCUGCAGCGGACGGGCCACAAGGGCUAUGUGGCCUUCCUCGAGAGCCUGGAGCUCUACUACCCGCAGCUCUACAGGAAGGUCACGGGCAAGGAGCCCACCCGUGUCUUCUCCAUGAUCAUCGACGCUUCAGGAGAAUCGGGCCUGACGCAGCUGCUGAUGAGUGAGGUGAUGAAGCUGCAGAAGAAGGUGCAGGAGCUGACGGCACUGCUGGGCUCCAGAGACGACCUCGCCGAGGAGCUGCGCGUGAAGGACAGCCUGCUGCGCAAGCUCCAGGAGCGCGUGCAGCGGCUCAAGGAGGCCUGCGAGGCGGGCAGCCGUGAGCUCCAGCGCUGCAAGGACGAGAACUACGACCUGGCCCUGCGCCUGGCCCGCCAGAGCGAGGAGCGCGACGCGGCCCUCACGGGGCACCGCGGGCUGCUGCUGGAGAUCGACCAGCUGAAGCACAGCCUCAUGAAGGCAGAGGACGACUGCAGGGUGGAGCGCAAGCACACGCUGAAGCUCAGGCACGCCAUGGAGCUGCGGCCCAGCCAGGAGCUGCUCUGGGAGCUGCAGCAGGAGAAGGCGCUGCUGCAGGCGCGCGUGCAGGGCCUGGAGGCCUCGGUGCAGGAGGGGAAGCCGGACCAGGGCCACCCCUACGUCCAGGUGCCGGAGGGGGACUGGCAGAGGGCGCAGCGGGACCUCCAGCAACAGGCCGCCACCAUCUUCUCCCUGCGCAAGGACCUGCGCCAGGCCGAGGCCCUGCGCACCCGGAGCGCAGAGGAGAAGGAGAUGUUCGAGCUGCAGUGCCUGGCCCUGCGGAGGGACUCCAAGAUGUACAAGGACCGCAUCGAGGCCAUCCUGCGGCAGAUGGAGGAGGUCGCCAUUGAAAGGGACCAGGUGGGGACGCGCUGGCCUGCCUGGACGCACCAGCCUCUCUGGGGAGGCAGUCGUCAAGGCCACCCUGAUGCGGGAGGAGCUGCAUGCACAGCACGCGCGCAGUCUGCAGGACAAGGACACGCUGCGGAAGCAGGUCCGCGAGCUGAGCGAGAAGGUGGACGAGCUCCAGCUGCAGCUGUUCCAGCGCGAGGGCCAGCUGCUGGCCAUGGAGGGCAAGCUCCGGCGGCGGCAGCUGGACGUGCUCAUCCUGAGCUCCGACCUGGAAGACAGCUCACCCAGGAAUUCCCAGGAGGGCAGCGGUCUGAUCGCCCCAUGUCUCUUGGGAAGUUCUCGCCCCCCCAGGACCUGGAGGAGGAUACCCAGCUCUCAGACAAAGGCAGCCUGGUCAUCGGGGAGAGCCCGGAGCAGCCGUCUGUGGCCCAGCAGGAGGAGCAGCUAUCACUGACCCCGGAGGACGCAGGACUGAACGGCCGGGAGCCCCCAGAGAAGGAGAAGGGCCGGCGGCGCCUCAAGGAGAGCUUCGAGAACUACCGCAGGAAGCGGGCCCUCCGGAAGAUGCAGCACGGCGCGCGGCAGGGGGAGGCGGAUGGAGAGAACACCACGGGCAGCGACAACACAGACACCGAGGGCGCCUAGCCAGCCCACCCGUCCGGCCCUCCCCGUCGCGGGAGGGGGGCGCGGCCCGCCGGGGCCGCCUCUUCGUCGGCGAGCACGGGCGGGUUCUGUCUCUGUGUGACGCGCACGCGUGCCGCGACCUUAAAGCGCAACCUUAUCAAUAAACUACCGCGGUCGCGGUCCAGACA